UCGAGGCUUACUUUCAUUUUCAAAAGAAACGUGGGAAAGUCAGCGAUGAGCAAACGUAAACAUCUUCUUUCUUUGGCGUUAGCCUUGCCCAAGGAGGCUGAUACUACAGCUAAAUAUUUAAGAUUAAAAGCCAUAGAACUAUCAACUAAUAACAGCAAAGAACCAGACAUUUUUUCCACACACUGUGUUUACUGUGGCAGUGUGUUCACUCUCGACAGCUGUAGAACAAGAUUCCGUCCUAAGCUGACGCUGAGUAAAAAUCUGAAGAGAUUACUGGAGAGGCAUAAAGAUAAUCCAGAGUCCUUAGGCAAAUAUCAGCAGAAUUUGGUUAAAAGAUAUCUCAGUAGUAAAAAUGUGGUGGUUAAAACAUGUUUGCAAUGCAGCAAAACAAGCAAAUUCCCUGCCCAGACUAGAGCAUCUCAGACGAAACGAGUCAGAUCAUUAAAACCAGCAUCUACAGUACAACAGUCAGAAGCCAUGGAAAUUGAAGAGAAAAAAUUAACAAAGAAACAAAAGAAAAGGCUGAAAAAGAAACAAUUAAAAAAUUUGGUUGCAGGAAAAGACAAGGUUGAUUUAAGUCAAAUACAAGCAAAGGAGACUGACUCUGGGACCAAAAAUACACACAAGACCACAAUUCAUCAAAUACAAAAUAGAAACUCUUGUGUUACAAAAGCAAAAGUGAAAUCACAACAAUCUGGGAAAUUAGGUCAGAGACUUACGGGUAAAAAUCGCCACCAGCAGUUGAGUAAGAUGCUUGCCAAAGAGAAGACGAAAAAUAAACAAGGUUCUCUGUCCAUGUUUUUAUCAAGUUUGUGAAAAAAAUCCUCAUUUUCUGCUCAUUUUCUUUGUUAAAUUUGUAGAGUUAAGAUAUUCUGACGUAAAAUUUAAGCAAUAAAUGCAUGAUUGAUUUAUU
This is a messenger RNA of Saccostrea cuccullata (small rock oyster), 913 nucleotides long. RefSeq names its product UPF0711 protein C18orf21-like. The record is from RefSeq and is a predicted model, not a curated record. Lineage: Eukaryota; Metazoa; Mollusca; Bivalvia; Ostreida; Ostreidae. The coding region runs from base 46 to 816 and encodes 256 amino acids. The transcript is spliced from 6 exons.